AUGAGUGAAGACUCAGAUUCGCCUCUAAUAGAUAACAGUUUAUCUUACAUACCGGAGGGGAAUGACAACGAGCGUUUGCCGUGGGAGUUUAGUGACGAGGACGAGGAAAGGACGAAGAGGAGUUCGCCAAAGGACACAGACUCCACUUUGACGCCGGUGACGACGGCGACGAACAGUGACUUUAGAAAUAGCGACUUGCGAGAUGACUUCAGACCAGUCAGCGGAUCAAUUGAGUACUCGCGGCGGGUCGCCGAAGACAGUUUGGAAUUCCGGCGAGAAAGCGCGUUCCGAAUAACUCCGGGACCGGGCCGGGCCUCCGUGGACCCCAUUCGACUCACAGACGUCGCCGCGAGGUCUCCUGACCUGAUGCUUAGAGCCAAUGAAUUUCGUUUAAGGUCUCCAGAUCGCAUCCGGGCACUCGCCACCGAACACUUCCGGACAGGCACGACUGACUACGCCCGAGUGGGGAGCACUCUGGGCGAAUUCGGCCACCAGGAGCACGUUCGGGAGCAGGCCCGAGAACCGGCUCGGGACCACGCAAGUCAGUUCACGAACGCAAGUCCACACACCAGCGCAAGUCAGCACGGGAACGCAGCAGGUCCCUGUGCAAAUGUAGGUGCAAACGGAAAUGCGAAUGUAGGUACGAUCGCCGGUGCAAACGCAGGUACGAUCGCAGGUCCUCAGAUCAAAGGUGGGAGGGAGCACAUGCGGUCGCCUGAAACGCCGAACAAAGGUAGGACAGAGAACGCGGUCCGGUACUCACCCGACUUUGCCCGGUCGCCCGACUUUGCCCGGUCGCCCGACUUUGCCCGGUCGCCUGACUUCGCCCGGUCACCCGACGCGCGGCGAGUCCCGCCAGAACGGAGCCAGCGGUCUCCGACGGACUUGGCUUCCCGGAAACAUGCGUUGCGAACGACGUCACCAGGUUGCGGCUUAGGACCUCUGGAUUCUUUGACCCCUGGAGACCUGAACCACCGACGGAAGCCGUCCACGUCGACGUUGAGCAGCAUUGCUGGGACGCAAGAGUUCGCUUUGCCUCCUUCAUGGCAGGAGCUAGAUCCCUUGGCGGAAAGCGGACUUAAUUCCAUUGCGGCGCGACUAGCCGCAGACUCCUGGGCCUCACAGUGCAGUGCUCUCCAGGACGUCCGCAGGCUCGUGCUCUUCUCCGCCGAGGACCUGGACAUGACCGUUCGGAAGGGCGUCACUCUCGCUAGCUACGUGGUUUCGAGAAUCAACGAAUUCGUCGACUCGCCGCGCUCACUCGUCUCCAAAAACGCGCUCGUGGCCCUCCACGACAUAUUCCUCUUCAGCCCCGACCGCGUCCAAGGCACUCUCGUCUGUGAAUCUGUCCACGGCACUCUCCGACGCGCAACCUGCAGCUCCUUCAUCGCAGAAGAAGCUCUACGAUGCCUCAAACAGAUCGUUAUUUCCGGAGAUACCCUCUGUAUCUUCUAUGCUCUGACUAUGACAUUGACCAAACAAGCACGUACCAAUUGCACUUUGAGAGGGGUAUGCAUCUUGGCGGCGGGACUCUUCUUGUUGAGGCUCAAGUCGACUGGUCUUAAUGCCGUGAUUCAGCACAAGGAUUUCACCCACUCGUUUCUGAAGCCCAUUCUCAGAGCUGCUAACGACGCCAACCCCGAUUGCCGUUAUGCGGCUGCCCAGUGUUCCAUCAUCUUGCUCAAGUAA
Gregarina niphandrodes is the source of this 1689-nucleotide messenger RNA. RefSeq lists its product as hypothetical. The transcript is spliced from 2 exons. Bases 1 to 1689 code for a protein of 562 amino acids. Lineage: Eukaryota; Apicomplexa; Conoidasida; Eugregarinorida; Gregarinidae. The record is from RefSeq and is a predicted model, not a curated record.